UGCUCAAAGUGUAUAAAUGUGAAUUUAUGUACAAAGUGCUACAUGUCUGAUAAGCAUGAUGUUCACCAUCAUUUCUUCAGACUACAAACACCAACUGAUAAAAUCAAUUACGAGUUAGAAACCAAAUCGAAGAAGAUUGAAUGUUCAGGUGCUUUUGUUGGGUCCAUCGUUGAAAGGGGCUUUGAUUGGAGUUGGGAUGAUCAGGAUGGAGGUCCUGGUAGUAAAGGUCAAGUCAUUGAAAUUCAGAACUGGGGCAGUGAAUCAUCCAACAGUGUUGCUAAAGUAGUUUGGGAGAACAACCCAACAUUAUCCAAUGUCUACCGCAUGGGACACAAGGGCAAGGUUGAUUUGAAAGUUAGAAAACCAACUUCGGGGGGAUUAUAUUAUAAAAGCCAUUUGCCUAAGUUAGGUAAUUAA
Molecule: messenger RNA, 417 nt
Organism: Helobdella robusta
Lineage: Eukaryota; Metazoa; Annelida; Clitellata; Rhynchobdellida; Glossiphoniidae
Exons: 3
Biological process (GO): protein ubiquitination
Cellular component (GO): cytoplasm
Molecular function (GO): metal ion binding; ubiquitin-protein transferase activity
Source: RefSeq, a predicted model, not a curated record